This is a messenger RNA of Ostertagia ostertagi, 1317 nucleotides long. The record is from the annotation of a GenBank genome assembly. NCBI's taxonomy places the organism in Eukaryota, Metazoa, Nematoda, Chromadorea, Rhabditida, Trichostrongylidae.
AUGUUGGUCAAGACUCAUCAUUUAGGAGGUGUUCUCGUGCUUGGUGAGCGAUCAGUGACGUUUGUUUCGGAUGCCCACCUUUUCAACAAGGAUGAAGAAGUUGAUGUACCACAGUCAUUCACUUUUGAGGACCAUCCCCUAGACGUUGCCGUUUUCGACGAUACCAGUGAGGUAGCGCUUCUGUUUGGAACCUAUUCAGUGGCCCUCUAUUGUUACGAAGUAUCACCUCUGAAACUCACAAUGCAAAGUCACGUCCGAUCGGAGAGAUUUGCACUGAUUCUGAGCACCAUCUUUGUCGGAUCUGCAUGGGGUGAUCUGGUUGUUGUGGCUGGUACCAUGGAUGGAGAAAUUUUAGUGACUGUUCCAUCUACUGGUCCAGCAAUACGAGCAAAAUUCGAGGGUCACCGAGGAAUGAUUUUUGGGCUUGAUCUGUAUAAGGGUAGGCUGUAUUCAAUUGCUGACGAUCGACGCCUCUGUGUGUGGGAUGCGAACAUUCUGGACAGCGUACCAACUGAUUCGGCUGGCGUAAAAGUUUUACGAAUACUGGAUGCUCAAUUUGGUCAUGCCGCUCGCCCUUACUCGAUAUGUCAUGAUAGCGAUGGAAAUGUCUACACCGCCGGUGACGACGAGGUUAUUUGUAAAUGGAUCGUGGAAGACAACCGCCUCAAAAUGCUGUACCAAAGAGAAAUUCGAGCCGGUUCGGUCCGAGCACUCCGCGUUAUAGGAGCACAAUUGUAUAUCGCUUCUGGGAGCGGUGCACUAGCCACUGUACCCACUGAUGAGCUUACGGAGGAUUUCGAAGUCCGGUGUAUACCGAUAGCGAACGUUCGCGCUUUUGCCAGAUUGCAUGAUAGGAUUCAUUGUCUGGAGGAAAACAGCUGCGAUGAACUUCAUGAAGGCAUCAGAUCAAUCGCAAGAAGUCCACUAUAUGCUUCCGCUCCUCUUAUUCUCGCGCUUAUUGGAGACACGUUUUGCCACUUUGUUAUAGAACAACGUGUCGUGUGGGCUAGGUGUGAGUUUAGCUCCCAUGUCCUCUCCGUGACGAUAUGCGAAAAUUUCUCCUUCGUAUACAGUACUGAUCGCGCCGGCGUUCUACUCGACGUCGUAAACAAAAAAGUAAUCGCAAGAUUCGGUUUUUCUGCAAUACUGUCGAGAUAUGGAAUAAAAUCACACGUCAGGAUAACUUCGAUGACUGUAAUGAGCAACGAACAAUCAGUGUUUAUCAUGCUCGGGACUGUGUCUGGUCAUGUGUUUUUCACAAGUUUUGCGAGCGGAUGUGCUGAUGUAUCGACGAUGUUCAGCAUGCGGGAGGUUUAA